CCUGGUGUCCUUGUGAGAACGGCAAGAAGCCAGAAUUCUUGUCUGGACUGACCCCUCAUACAUAACUUCGACUAUCAACCAACUUUGCCACGAGUAAUACCGUCGCGGGAACAGCUUCGACGCCCAGCGAUAAUUCCAGCCAUCGCGGACCCGAAAUCUCUUAAUACCAUCCCGGACGCGCAAGUUCUCGAGGCCCCUGCUCGGCAAGAAGGCCUCGACUGAAUCGCAAGGGGACAACAAACCCUCCGCAUGGAGAGUCGCAUACCGAACACCAUCAUCGACACGCUCCUGCGAGGCCUACCUUAACGUCGAGCUGUCUGCAGACGCUCCUGCUCGAACACUGGGCUCUAUUGCUCCGUCCCCCGGCAACCGUUGAAGCAGCUUCCUAAGACUCGAGCGCAAGCUCACACACGUUACACACCCAUCCCACGUGUCGCCGUAGCGACCUGCCUCCAAGAUGAUAGAGGACAAAUAUAUCGGAUUGGCUUUGGCCGUCGCGUCCACAUUGAUGAUAGGCACGAGUUUCGUUAUUACGAAAAUGGGUUUGAUGCACGCAGAAGAGCAUCUUGGGUUUGAAGGAGAAGGAUUCACAUACCUCAAGAGUCCAAUAUGGUGGGCUGGCAUAAUUACAAUGAUUCUUGGGGAGAUCGCCAAUUUUGCAGCAUACGCAUUCGCGCCAGCCAUUUUAGUCACUCCAUUAGGAGCAUUGAGCGUUUUAAUUGGCGCCGUUCUCGGGUCAUACUUCCUUAGGGAAGAGCUUGGAACACUGGGAAAAUUGGGUUGUGCGAUUUGUCUCAUCGGAUCAGUUAUCAUUGUGCUUCACGCGCCUCCGGAUGCUGAAAUUGAGACUGUCGACGAGAUUCUGCACUAUGCGAUUCAACCAGGAUUCAUGCUUUACUGCCUGAUUGUCGGCGUCUUCACCGCUGUCAUGAUCUACAAGGUUGCGCCAAGAUACGGGCGCAAGAACCCGCUGGUGUUUAUCUCCAUUUGCUCUACCGUCGGAUCCAUUUCGGUGAUGUCGGUGAAGGCAUUCGGCAUUGCAUUGAAGUUGACUUUUGCGGGCAAAAAUCAAUUUUCGCACCCAUCGACAUACGUCUUCAUGAUUGUCACUGCAGUUUGCAUUCUGACACAGAUGAACUACUUCAACAAGGCUCUAAGCCAAUUCCCAACUUCCAUUGUCAACCCGGUGUACUAUGUUACAUUCACCACGGCUACACUAUGUGCCUCAUUCAUCCUAUUCGGAGGCUUCAACACGACUAAUGCGGUCAACACGAUCUCUCUUCUCUGCGGCUUCCUAACCAUCUUCACUGGUGUAUACUUGCUGAACCUGUCAAGAGAUGACCCAAAUGGUCACAGGAUGCUGAGUGGGCAAGGAACCGAUGGCAUCGCUACAGACAUGAUCUCCAGCAUUCAGACAAGGCGAAGCAUGCAAGCGCGAAGGAGCGUUGGUGACCCUGCCAGACACAGCAUUGGCAGCGGCUACGGUCGAAGUGACCGAGACGGGCUUAUUCGCUCGUAUGAUGACGAGGAGAAUGUGGGCCUGAACGACUUGACCGAGGAGAGCGAGAAUGAUGCCCCCCUACGACUCAAUGGAAAAUCCAAGGCGAAGGCCAAUGGCAAUUUCAUCAAGCCGAUCGAUGUAUCUCGAAAUAGCUCACGCUCGUCGAGAGGUGGUGGCCCGCGGUCGCCAAUGCGAUCACCGAUGCGCUCGCCGAGGCUGUAAGGGAGGGAAUUUACGACGCAUAUGUCCGGGUUCAUAUUGUAUAUGGCCUUUGGGUGGUGGAAUCUGGAACGGCCUUGGUUACCGGGAACAGGGAAUGUAUUGGUAUGGUAGUAAGGAGGAUAGGCCUCCACGUGAGUAUUUCCGUAUAUAUAUCGAGACGAUGCAUGAGGCUAUGGCGUUAGGGGGUGCUACUGUUACUACACAGCUCGCAUUUUGGGUUAAAUGUACUUAUACAUCAGUUAUAUGGCAUAAGCGUACAACGAUGAUCAAAUUUCUAAAAUCUAGGCCUGGUGAUAGCACUGCACAUAAAAAGCAAGACAAAAAAGGUUCUAG
Pseudogymnoascus verrucosus is the source of this 2056-nucleotide messenger RNA. RefSeq lists its product as uncharacterized. Lineage: Eukaryota; Fungi; Ascomycota; Leotiomycetes; Thelebolales; Thelebolaceae. Gene Ontology annotation, molecular function: magnesium ion transmembrane transporter activity. Gene Ontology annotation, biological process: magnesium ion transport. Bases 458 to 1723 code for a protein of 421 amino acids. The transcript is spliced from 7 exons. The record is from RefSeq and is a predicted model, not a curated record. Gene Ontology annotation, cellular component: membrane.